AUGAAGGGGAAAUACAAUGGGGCCGAGAACACAGCUCCACCUCUGUCCCGCUCCCGCCCUCACCCAAUCAUCGAGCUUGGCCAAGCCAGGGGCAAAUUCAAGGAGAUCUGUGAGCGCCCAAAUGGCUCCUGCCAGGAAUUUUGCCUUGAAAAAGAAGUCCACGCCGGGCAAUGUUUAAAUGGCCUAACAUGCUGCCUGCCCAUGGGGAAUGAGCCCUUCAUCGAGCCUACAACACCCAAGGAAAGAUGA
Molecule: messenger RNA, 249 nt
Organism: Neofelis nebulosa (Clouded leopard)
Lineage: Eukaryota; Metazoa; Chordata; Mammalia; Carnivora; Felidae
Gene: DEFB108B
Product: defensin beta 108B
Exons: 2
Coding region: 1-249 (82 amino acids)
Source: RefSeq, a predicted model, not a curated record